GGUGUGUACGCACUGAUUUCUGGGAAGAUCAACAAUGUCGGAUGCUUAAGAAAGACAACGGAAGAACUCCAGUUUCAUAUUUAAGAUCAAUCAAAAGCGGAGAGGAUUUAAUUUGUAUGACUUCUGUCUGAAAGCUGUGUCAAAAUGAUGCGCUUCCUGUUGCUAUUUAGCCGACAGGGGAAACUAAGACUGCAAAAGUGGUUCUCAACGUACACAGACAGAGAAAAGAAAAAAGUGAUCCGUGACAUGGUGAUGUUAGUAUUGGCCCGUCCACCACGUUCCUGCAACUUCCUUCAGUGGAGGGACCUCAAGAUUGUUUAUAAGAGGUAUGCCAGCCUGUAUUUCUGUGCUGGUCUGGAGGCCCAGGAUAAUGAACUGCUGAGCCUUGAAGUCCUGCACAGAUAUGUGGAGUUGUUAGAUCGAUACUUUGGCAAUGUUUGUGAGUUGGACAUCAUUUUUAAUUUUGAAAAGGCGUACUUCAUCCUGGAUGAAUUUCUGAUGGGAGGAGAAGUCCUGGAAACAUCCAAAGCAGCUGUGGGUUACUCUAUAGAGGAAUCUGACACACUUCAGGAGACGAUGGAGGAAUACAUGAGCAAACCAACCUACUGAGCCAGAAGAAGUAAAGAUGUCCCACAUUUCAAGACUUGAAUGUUUAUCACUCUGCAUCCUUCUUUAUUAUGUGAUGCAGAGUCCCAUUUCUACUUAAGGUUUAAACACUUGUUGGCCUCUGUAAAGGCUGUUAAAGCCUCUUAUUUAAAGUAGCAGAUCAUAUGACUGAAAAUAAUCUUUUUUAAAAAUACAUUUUAUCAUA
Messenger RNA from Cheilinus undulatus (humphead wrasse), 811 nucleotides. It is a transcript of the gene ap1s3a, whose product is annotated as adaptor related protein complex 1 subunit sigma 3a. The transcript is spliced from 5 exons. The record is from RefSeq and is a predicted model, not a curated record. The coding region runs from base 145 to 609 and encodes 154 amino acids. Gene Ontology annotation, molecular function: clathrin-cargo adaptor activity. Gene Ontology annotation, cellular component: membrane coat; intracellular membrane-bounded organelle; AP-1 adaptor complex. NCBI's taxonomy places the organism in Eukaryota, Metazoa, Chordata, Actinopteri, Labriformes, Labridae. Gene Ontology annotation, biological process: intracellular protein transport; vesicle-mediated transport.